This is a messenger RNA of Guyanagaster necrorhizus, 1154 nucleotides long. Its product is annotated as anion-transporting ATPase. The coding region runs from base 63 to 1043 and encodes 326 amino acids. NCBI's taxonomy places the organism in Eukaryota, Fungi, Basidiomycota, Agaricomycetes, Agaricales, Physalacriaceae. The record is from RefSeq and is a predicted model, not a curated record. Gene Ontology annotation, biological process: tail-anchored membrane protein insertion into ER membrane. The transcript is spliced from 9 exons. Gene Ontology annotation, cellular component: GET complex. Gene Ontology annotation, molecular function: ATP binding; ATP hydrolysis activity.
GUCGCCUCGAUUAUCACGUAUAUAUUUACUAUUUCUGCUACUUCCACCGUCGUUAUUCAAUCAUGGACACGGAAACUCUUCCUCCCACCCUCCAGAAUGUCCUUGACCAGACCACCUUGAAGUGGAUAUUCUGCGGCGGGAAAGGUGGUGUAGGGAAGACAACGACAUCGUGUUCGCUUGCCAUACAGCUAGCAAAAUGCCGCCAGUCGGUCCUUCUCAUCUCAACCGAUCCUGCACAUAACUUAUCCGAUGCUUUUGGUCAGAAAUUCUCCAAAGAUGCGACCAAAGUCAACGGGUUCGAUAAUCUUUUUGCGAUGGAGAUCGACCCAACGAGUGCAAUACAGGAAAUGGUGGACCAGUCUGAUUCAAAUGGAAUGAUGGGCUCCAUGAUGCAAGAUCUUGCGUUUGCUAUUCCUGGUGUCGACGAAGCUAUGAGCUUCGCUGAAAUCAUGAAGCACGUAAAGUCGAUGGAAUAUUCUGUCAUAGUAUUCGAUACGGCACCAACGGGCCAUACUCUUCGUUUCCUCUCGUUCCCAACAGUGCUGGAAAAGGCGCUAGGGAAAUUGAGCAGUCUCGGGUCACGAUUCGGCCCUAUGAUCAAUCAGAUGUCCUCCAUGAUGGGCGGAGAAGCUGGAUCCCAGGAAGAUAUGUUCGCCAAACUUGAAUCGAUGCGCGCUGUCAUCACCGAAGUAAACACACAGUUCAAAGAUCCUGAAAAGACGACCUUCGUCUGUGUUUGCAUAUCUGAAUUCCUGUCGCUAUACGAAACCGAACGUUUGGUGCAAGAACUGACAUCGUACGAGAUUGACACGCAUAACAUCGUCGUAAACCAGCUUCUUUUCCCAAAGAAGAGCUCUAAUUGCGAGCACUGCCGGGUCCGGCAAAAGAUGCAACAGAAGUAUUUGGGGGAGGCCCAUGAACUCUACGACGAGUUUUUCCAUAUAGUACAAUUACCCUUACUUACGGAGGAGGUCAGAGGUCCUGAGAAGCUGAAAGAGUUCAGCAAGAUGUUAGUAGAACCCUACGUCCCGCCUUUGGAUUGAAGGGGGUACAGCCAGGAUUUCAUUGGAUGAUAUUGUAGACUACACGAUUCGGAUACACUGAUAUGAGUACAAUGACCACAAAUAGGCGUAGACAAAAACGAUCAUCUCGAC